GUCUGACCAAAUGUUAACUGUUGUGGUAUUUUUCAGAUCAAUGAAAGAACGGGAGGAAUGGGUUUCAGAGCUGAACAAAGCGAUCAAAGAAAACACUACAAAACGCAUAUCAUUUGCCAAAUCCGGUAGCGUAUGCAACGACGAGACGUUAAUCCCGGCGCUAGACUUGGGCACAGUGGCACCGGUAUGGAUACCGGACGCCCGGGUGACCAUGUGCCAACUGUGUACCGAG
Messenger RNA from Medioppia subpectinata, 232 nucleotides. NCBI's taxonomy places the organism in Eukaryota, Metazoa, Arthropoda, Arachnida, Sarcoptiformes, Oppiidae. The record is from the annotation of a GenBank genome assembly.